AUGUCCAAAUGUAGAAGUAAUAAUAAUCAUAAUGAACAGAAGUCAACUGAUUUUUCUAUUUUUGCUUUAACCAGCCUACAGAAUUCAACAUCAUCACCGAAGGUGGGCAAUAACAGUAACAAUAAUAAUAAUAAUAGUACUCAAUCAAUCCCAUCAUCUCCAUCUUCACGUAUACCUCCACCUACAAAUCGAUCCUCGUCUGUUCAUUCCACAGAAUCCGAUGAACAUAUACUGCAUAAUCAAAAUGGUAAUGAUUUAUCUUAUAAUAAAUCACCGACAGAGCGAUAUGACAGACCUCCAUCACUCAAUAAUAGUAAUAAUAAUAAUAAUGAGAAUAACCAUUAA
This is a messenger RNA of Trichobilharzia regenti, 345 nucleotides long. Lineage: Eukaryota; Metazoa; Platyhelminthes; Trematoda; Strigeidida; Schistosomatidae. The record is from the annotation of a GenBank genome assembly.